Molecule: messenger RNA, 1127 nt
Organism: Saccoglossus kowalevskii
Lineage: Eukaryota; Metazoa; Hemichordata; Enteropneusta; Harrimaniidae
Product: ganglioside-induced differentiation-associated protein 1-like
Biological process (GO): mitochondrial fission; mitochondrial fusion
Cellular component (GO): mitochondrial outer membrane
Source: RefSeq, a predicted model, not a curated record
UUCAGAGGUAACCCGUGCGUGACCCAACAGUGACCUCCCGUGUGUAUAUAUACAUCUGUGUGUCGCUGUAUUUCCGAUCAUUGCCGUGCGUUCUCCGGCACAGUAAAACCUACUGAUCGUUCCUCUGUCGACUUUGAAUUACACCAGUCAUGUCUGACAUAGUACUUUAUCACUUCGAGCCUUCGUUUUUCUCUCAGCGGGUUCGUAUGGCACUUGCGGAAAAGGGUCUGCCAUACACGAAGAAGACGGUCAGUAUCGCAAAGGGUCAUGGGAUAUCACCUUGGUAUAUGAAAUUGAACAAAAAGGGCCAGGUGCCAACACUAGGGCAUGGUGACAAGAUUAUUGUCGAAUCAGAGAAAAUAGUGGAGUAUCUAGACGAAACAUUCCCGGACAAGGGCGAACGUUGCGAAUACUUCAAACGAUUAGCAGACCAAUUUGACAACUGGACCGUGCAUAUAUGCGUUCCCUUUUACCCCAGUGUUGCCGGAGCCUCUUCCCGCAAGGUCACCUUCAGAAAACCAAUGCUGCAACGCAUCUGGAAAUCAAGAAGAGAGGUUCUGCCGGGCAAGUGCGAACAGUACGCAGCACAGUAUCCGGAACUAAAAGACGCUUACUACAAGAAGAAGGCGGAAUUCGAUAUCAUGCCAGAGCAACCAGAAGUGGAAAAAAUGAAGGAGGUCCUGACAACUACUGAAGACAUCAUGACUAAGAUGGAGCAAGAACUGGGACAGAUUGAAGAGAAACACGGUAAAGACUUUUGGCUUUGCGGAGAGAGGUUCACAGUCGCUGACAUAUACUGGGCCGUGGUGUUCUACCGCCUCGAAGACGACGCUCUCGCUGAACGGUUCUGGGGAAAGGGAAAGCGCCCUCGCAUUGCUGCAUAUUUCCAGCGCUUGAAAGCGCGUGACAGCUACUACCAGUCCCUUCCCUCUCGACUCGUUAUCAUAGCGGGCGUACUCAAGGACAAGUUGCCAGUUCUUUUGGGAAUAAUUGUUCUGUUUAUCGGUGUUGUUGUAGCUUUAAGUUUAGCAAUGUAGCGGCGAAUUCGACACAAAACACUGCAAGGCGCAUUAUUUUGAGGAAACUGCUUUUUAUUUUAUUUAUAAUUGUCAUUGAAAAACAACAUA